Messenger RNA from Mercurialis annua (annual mercury), 1432 nucleotides. RefSeq names its product UPF0496 protein At4g34320-like. The record is from RefSeq and is a predicted model, not a curated record. The transcript is spliced from 2 exons. Lineage: Eukaryota; Viridiplantae; Streptophyta; Magnoliopsida; Malpighiales; Euphorbiaceae. The coding region runs from base 187 to 1308 and encodes 373 amino acids.
AGCUACUCCAAUCUUAUUCUUAUUAAUCAGUUAAAGGGAGCAACUGAAUGCUAUCAAAUUCAAGAACAACAAUAAGAUCAAAAACGAGGAGAUCUCACUGUUAUAACCAAAUAAACAAUUAUUUUUUUCCUGGUUUUCAAGAUUUAAAGAAAGUUCCAAGGGUGAAAUCUGAAGUUGAUUGAAGAAAUGGGAGGUCACGUGAGCAAGAAGGCACCUGAUCAAGCAUCAACUGCUUUCAACAAUAAUCCGCAAUACACAACAGAUCAAUUGAGUUCGUACGAGGCGGCCUGCAAGCUCGACAUGGAUUUGCAGUCUUUCGAUACGUCUCUCCAAGUUCGUACGAAUCAUGUGAUUAAUACGCUUGCUGUUGGUGUCGAAGUUCGAGCACUUUCUUUCGAUUCUUUGAAAGAAGUUACUGAAUGUUUGUUAGAAAUGAAUCAGGAAGUUGUUAAAGUUAUCUUGGAAUGCAAGAAAGAUAUUUGGAAGAAUCAAGAAUUGUUUGAUCUUGUUGAGGAGUAUUUUGAGAAUAGUCUCCAAACGCUUGAUUUCUGUACUGCAUUGGAGAAGUGCUUGAAGCGUGCUCGCGAUAGUCAGCUUUUCAUUUUCGUCGCGCUUCAACAAUUCGAGGAGGAGAACGAGAAUGGAGGGAAAACGUAUGCGAAAACUUUGGAGGGAUUGAAGAAUUUUAAGUCAGCUGGUGAUCCUUUCACUGAAGAAUUUUUUCAGCUUUUUCAAUCUGUUUAUAGGCAACAGAUGUUGAUGCUUGAAAAGCUGCAAUCUAGAAAGAAUAAGCUUGAUAAGAAACUCAAGAGCAUUCACGCUUGGAGAAAAGUGUCGAAUAUAAUAUUUGUCGCGACUUUCGCUGCUGUGUUGAUCUGCUCUGUCGUAGCAGCUGCUAUGGCAGCCCCUCCUGUGGCGGCUGCGCUUGCUGCUGCUACGUCAAUCCCAUUAGGCUCGAUGGGGAAAUGGAUUGAUUCGUUAUGGAAGAAUUAUGAAAAUGCAUUGAAGGGGCAGAAAGAGUUGAUUGGUACAAUGCAGGUUGGUACUUAUGUUGCUAUUAAAGAUUUGGACAACAUUCGGGUUCUCAUUGAUCGGUUGGAGAUCGACAUUGAAUCACUGAUGCUGAAUGCAGAGUUUGCAAUUGAGCAAGAAGCUGUAAAAAUUGCAAUUGUGGAGAUCAAAAAGAAACUGGAAGUGUUUAUGAAGCAUAUUGAGGAUCUAGGGGGGCAAGCCGAUACCUGCAGCCGUGAUAUUCGACGAGCAAGAACCGUAGUUCUGCAAAGAAUCAUCAAACACCCUCAUAACUGAGAUGGGUUCUCUCCAUUGUCACACAUUGUUUAGGCAGCAAGAUACUUGUUAAUUUCCAUUUUGAAAACUGUUUAUUAUUUCAUUAUUGUAAUUAUUACUUAUUAGUACUACACAUUUGUUUCAA